AUUUGCACACAACAGUGCUAGAGCUCAUCUCAUUACACCCGCGGUGUGUUGCGUCCAUGGCUCCCGCCGCCGACCUUAGCUCGCACGUCCACGCGGCCGCGGACGCCGCACCCAAGUCCCCCGCCAAGCCGAAGCAAGAAGAGAUCAGUCCUGCGGCGGCCGACGUUGACGACGACGUGGAGGCGGGUGGUGGCAGCCCGGGCGGCGACGGCGUCAACUACGUAGCGCGCGCACAGUGGCUCCGCGCGGCCGUCCUGGGCGCCAACGACGGCCUCGUCACCGUGGCCUCCCUCAUGAUCGGCGUUGGCGCCGUCAACGAUUCCAAGCGCGCGAUGCUCGUGUCGGGCGUCGCGGGGCUCGUGUCCGGCGCCUGCAGCAUGGCCAUCGGCGAGUUCGUGUCCGUGUACGCGCAGUACGACAUCGAGGUGGCCCAGAUCAAGCGCAUCCGCGGCGGCGACGGCGACAGGAGCAACCUGCCGAGCCCGAUGCUGGCGGCGGGCGCGUCGGCCCUGGCGUUCGCGGCGGGCGCCGCGCUGCCGCUUCUGAGCGGCGGGUUCGUGCGGACGUGGGCGGGCAGGGUUGUGGCCGUGUGCGCGGCGAGCAGCGUCGGGCUUGCCGGCUUCGGCGUGCUGGGCGCGUACCUGGGCGGCGCGAGCGUGGUGCGGUCCGGGGCCCGGGUGCUGGUGGGAGGGUGGCUCGCCAUGGCCACCACCUACGGGGCGCUUAAGCUCUUCGGAGUGCACGGCGCUUAGGCGAGCGCAAAUUACGGGCAGAAGUAUAUAUUUUGCCGCGGGAAUAACCGAGCCAAUGGAUUAUUUAGAAAACAAGACUAGCAGAGUAGCGCUAGGUCUGUUGGUGCUGCGCUUUACGAAAACAUAUCAUGUAAGUAUAUUGCUACUAACGUGCAUGUGGCCGGUCGUACUACUAGCCAGGAGAUCGUAUAUUUGAAUACAGAUUAUGAAGUUUGCUGCU
Triticum aestivum (bread wheat) is the source of this 972-nucleotide messenger RNA. Its product is annotated as vacuolar iron transporter homolog 1-like. The record is from RefSeq and is a predicted model, not a curated record. Bases 57 to 752 code for a protein of 231 amino acids. Gene Ontology annotation, molecular function: manganese ion transmembrane transporter activity. NCBI's taxonomy places the organism in Eukaryota, Viridiplantae, Streptophyta, Magnoliopsida, Poales, Poaceae. The transcript has a single exon. Gene Ontology annotation, biological process: intracellular manganese ion homeostasis.